AUCCACGCCUGCUUUUUCACGGACCAAUACACACACACACUACAAGGCUCUCCAGCAGCACCACACGCCGUGUGCUUAUGUUGGAGACUCCACUGCGGUUCCGUUAAAUCUGUUGAACGCGUCUUUUUCUCCGCGCGGUCACAAACGCACACCGGCGCGUCGGAACAUAUUAACGUUAGCAGCCGCUGCCGUUUUGGGUCGGCUUGUGGAUUGAAUCCAUGCCUCCUUUAAAAGCCCCCUUCGGCUUUUUAAGUUCAAGAAAACACCCGGACUCUUCAGAGGAUCGCCUUUGACUCUUUUACCGGAGAUUUAAAUGUUUAUUUUUGGGCACCGGCGGAGGUGCGCGAGAUCUUGCCGGUUGCGGACAAUGUUCGGCGUUUUUUAACGAAACACCUCGUCUUUUGUAACUAGUCUGUUAAAAAAAACUUCACCUCGGAAAACACCGUGGAUAACUUGUACGCGAGGUUGUUUUUUUCUAUUUUCUUUUUUACCUCGGAAAGUGAUGGCGGAGCGGGAGCAACGGCUGCUCGUGUUUUUCACAAGUCUCAUCUUUCUCCGGUUCGGCGGUGCGGAUAAAGGCUCUGCCAUCCGUGGCUUCACCCCGUUCAGAUUCUCUGUUGAACCUGUGGAUGUUCUGGCGGUCCGCGGUCUUCCUGCUGUGUUGAACUGCUCAGCCAUCAGCGACGCUCCAGUACGGGUGGAGUGGAAGAAAGACGGGACGUUCCUGAACCUGGUGGCGGAUGACCGCAGACGGCAGCUAGCAGACGGCUCUCUGCUCAUCAGUACGGUGGUCCACUCCAAACACAAUAAGCCUGAUGAGGGGGUGUACCAGUGCGUGGCCACCAUCGACAAUCUGGGCACCAUCAGCAGCCGCACCGCACGACUCACAGUAGCAGGUAGGAAAAGUCACCAGCAUUACAUAUUCAAUGCUUAAAAAACACCUCUUAAAGCUGUGCAAUGUUGUGGCAUCGUGGAGGAUGUGACAGUGUGAGGACCUCAAAGAUCAUCUGUAAUGGCUGAUCAAAAUAAUGCAUUUGAAAAUAAUCGGCGCAAUAGCCUAGCG
This is a messenger RNA of Danio rerio (zebrafish), 1063 nucleotides long. Lineage: Eukaryota; Metazoa; Chordata; Actinopteri; Cypriniformes; Danionidae. The record is from RefSeq and is a predicted model, not a curated record.